Molecule: messenger RNA, 2338 nt
Organism: Vespa velutina
Lineage: Eukaryota; Metazoa; Arthropoda; Insecta; Hymenoptera; Vespidae
Product: serine/threonine-protein phosphatase alpha-2 isoform
Exons: 5
Coding region: 208-1194 (328 amino acids)
Cellular component (GO): nucleus; cytoplasm
Molecular function (GO): protein serine/threonine phosphatase activity
Source: RefSeq, a predicted model, not a curated record
AGAGAGAGAGAGAGAAAGAACGAGAAAGAGAACUGAAGGGAGUGGAGUGCGCGGUUGUCCGGGCGGCCAUUGCGGGUACCUUGUCGAAAACCGCGAAGACGAUAAAGUGCAUUGUGUUAGGCGGAUUAAAAUCCAGAAGAAUCAAGAGUCAUCCUCGUAUCAAGGUGCUCCGUGUGAAGCCCGGUACGCGCACGAAACUCCGGUCCGAUGGCUGAGACCGACAAGUUAAACAUUGACAGCAUCAUAGGUCGAUUGUUAGAAGUACGAGGUGCUAGACCAGGAAAAAAUGUACAAUUGUCCGAAGGAGAAAUUCGGGGACUUUGUCUCAAAUCCCGUGAAAUUUUUCUGUCACAGCCUAUUUUGCUAGAACUUGAAGCACCGCUUAAAAUAUGUGGUGAUAUUCAUGGUCAAUAUUACGACUUAUUGCGACUUUUUGAAUAUGGUGGAUUUCCACCCGAAAGCAAUUAUCUCUUUUUAGGAGAUUACGUUGAUAGAGGAAAACAAUCUUUAGAAACCAUUUGUCUUCUUCUUGCCUAUAAGAUCAAGUACCCUGAAAACUUUUUCUUACUCAGAGGUAACCAUGAAUGUGCUUCUAUUAACAGGAUAUAUGGAUUUUAUGACGAAUGUAAACGCCGAUACAACAUUAAGUUGUGGAAAACUUUUACGGAUUGCUUCAAUUGUUUACCUGUUGCUGCUAUUGUCGAUGAGAAAAUAUUUUGUUGUCAUGGUGGUUUGAGUCCGGAUCUUCAAAGCAUGGAACAAAUCAGACGUAUCAUGCGACCAACGGAUGUGCCAGAUCAAGGACUUCUUUGUGAUUUAUUAUGGUCUGAUCCAGAUAAAGAUACUAUGGGUUGGGGUGAGAAUGAUCGUGGCGUAUCUUUCACAUUUGGCGCAGAAAUAGUUGCUAAAUUUUUACAUAAACACGAUUUUGAUCUGAUAUGCCGUGCACAUCAGGUGGUUGAAGAUGGCUAUGAAUUUUUUGCAAAGCGACAAUUGGUAACUCUAUUUUCGGCUCCAAAUUAUUGUGGCGAAUUUGAUAAUGCUGGUGCCAUGAUGUCGGUAGACGAGACGCUCAUGUGCAGUUUCCAAAUUUUAAAGCCAGCAGAUAAAAGGAAAUUCACUUAUGGCGGUCUGAAUGCAGGACGACCGGUAACACCUCCACGAGGUGCAAAUAACAAAAAUAAGAAGAAGUGAAAUUAUUAGAAUGGUUUUUGGACGCAAAAAACUUAGGAUCUAUCUACCGUUUCCCACGUCCGUUAUUUUUUGUUUUGUUUUUUUUUUGUUUUUUUUUUUUUGUUUUUUUUUGUUUUUUUUUUGACAUUUGGAAUUCUUAUAAAUGCGAGUUGCUAUUAAUUCAUUGUGAAACAUAGGGAGUUCAUUCAAAAGAAAAGAAAAAGAAAAACAAAAAAAAAAAGAAAAGAAAAGAAAAAAAAAAGCAAUGACUACUUAACAAAAUGGUAGGUAUAAUCCGGAGAGGCGUUGCUCGUUAUUCGCAAGAGAUUUGAAAAAAAAUAAUGAAAGUAAUUCAGUUACGGUAAAGUAGAAUCUAUCGAUCGGAAAUUGAUUUUUGUGUGUACGUAUGCACGGUCGACUUAAAUAUGGAAUAAUAAACAAACAAAAAAAAAAUAUAUAUAUAUGUUAUAAGAAAAGGCACGAAUUAUCGAGCAGGUAAAAAAAAAGGAACAAAAAUAAUAAACACCGGGCAUAAAGGACGAAAAAUUUGAUUAAAAUGACGUAGAUCUUAUAAUACUAAUAAUAAUAAUAAUAAUAAUAAUAAUAAUAAUAAUACUAAUACUAAUAAUAAUAAUAAUAAUAAAUAAAUAAAUAAUAAUAAUAAUGAUAAUAGCUAUCACUCGUUCGAUAAAACGAUCUCUGAACUGUAAUAUUUAGCACUCUUGCAGCUUUUAUAUAGUUCUGUCAAAACUGUGACAUCAAAUUAUAUAUACAUAUAUAUAUAUUAUUUUGUUUCGCUUAAAUUUCAUUUGUAAUAACGCGAUACGACCACAAAAAAAAAAAGAUAUCUGGCAAUUUUAUUAUAGCAAAAUAAUAUACGAUAUGUAAGCGCGAUAAUAUAUUAUUAGUGACUGCCUAUGAUCGUAAACUAUCGACUGUAAUACGUCCAUACGAAUCUUGUACAAAGUAAUAUUAUUAUAAUCGAAGCUCAACGUUUCUCUGAAAGAAAAUAAAAAGAACGCUCGCACAAACUUCAUAAAACAGAUUGGUAUAAAUGAAUCAAUGGAUUUGCGUAAUGAACGUCUUUAUAUAUAUAUAUAUAAAAAAAAAAGAAAAAAAAGAAAAAAAAAAUAAAUAAACAAAAAAAAAAAAAAAGAAAAAAAAA